AUGACAACCACCAUUCAAGGGCUGCAUAUUCGUGCUGCAGAAACGCGUUCAGACCCGACCCCGCACACCGAAUACGGGAUUCAAGUACAGGCAGCUGUGCGAGCAUGGGAAGUCUGGCACCGAUAUUCCGAUUUCGUCGACCUUCACCUGGAUCUCGGCAAUCCACCGUUCUCUUUACCUCCCAAACACCACCUGUCUUUUACCUUUCGGCGACAAGUUAACGACGAGAAGCUUGUUGAAGAACGUCGGCAUGGUCUGGAGAGUUAUUUGCGUGCCAUUCUCGUCGCAAAGGAUCCUCAAUGGCGAAAUCACCGCGCAUUCUUGGACUUUCUGGAGGUGCCAUCACCAGCCCAAGCUCCGCCCCGAGCACAGGAUUCAUUCUCUUCUGCAUCCUGGCUGGAAGAGCAAAACGUUCUUCAUGCUUUAGUGAGGGACAUAAGAGCAGACCUGUACAAGCGGGACUCGUUGGCCUCGGCUGGCGAUACCUCUGCUUCGCAUUUGUCGAACGUGGAGGCGAAGAAGAAGCUCGCGACGCUGAUCUCAAGAGUCGGUGGAUUGGCGAAGGGGAUGGAGGUACUCGCAAAAUUAGGCAUGAGUGCGGGAGAGUUGGCCAGGAGAGGCGAUAUGAUAUCCAGACUUCAAGAUGACUGCUCGAAACUUGGUGAGGUUGUGGUUGCGGCAAGGUCGAACAAUGCGCGACAGGCUUCUCUUAUGGCCAAGACAGACCCAAUACCAACGGCUGAUCGGGUUGCAUUGCUUGGGGCUGCUGAGCCACCAGUCACCAGGGUAUUCGGCUCUCGUCCACGCACACCUCAGGAGACCAACCAGACCAGGCCCUUGGACGACCGUGGCCUACUACAGUACCAGCAAUUGCAAUUUGACCAGCAGGAUACCCAAUUAACGCAGCUUAGCGCGAUUUUGAAACGGCAGAUGCAGCUUGGGAUGGUAAUUGGCGAGGAGAUAGAGGAUCAGAACCGAAUUUUGGACGGCCUCGCCACGGACGUCGACCGAACUGGAGCAAAGCUGGGCAAAGCGAGGAAGCAGCUUGGGAGGAUAGAGGGCAAGUGACAUCUGAUCUGCAGGUUGUAU
Molecule: messenger RNA, 1089 nt
Organism: Dacryopinax primogenitus
Lineage: Eukaryota; Fungi; Basidiomycota; Dacrymycetes; Dacrymycetales; Dacrymycetaceae
Product: syntaxin
Exons: 1
Coding region: 1-1068 (355 amino acids)
Molecular function (GO): phosphatidylinositol binding
Source: RefSeq, a predicted model, not a curated record